AUGCCAAGUUGAUUUCUACUUCUCGCCUCUUCUCGCCAUCUUGCUCUAUUAACUAUGUUCUCGCGGAGCAGAUAUUUCCAUCUUUCGUUAUGCAAGUGGAGCGAGUUUUUUCAUUUCAAGACGAAUUAAAAAGCGAUAAAAUAGAAGUUCGGAUACCUGAGAUCGUGAACCCUCAAUAUGGAAUGUUUACAUGGCCAGCAGCUCCUGUUCUCGCACAAUUUAUUUGGUACAACAGAGAUCAAAUAAAAGGAAAGCAAGUUGUGGAGAUUGGUGCAGGAACAGCCCUGCCUGGUUUGGUUGCCUCACUGUGUGGUGCAACUGUUAUUCUUACAGACAAGGAAGAGUAUCCUCAAUGCUUAGACAACUGCAGAAAAAGUUGCCUUGCGAAUGGUCAGGAUGCCAUACAAGUUGUUAGCAUUACUUGGGGACAGUUUACACCAAACCUCUUAAACCUUCCCAAGGCUGACAUAAUUCUUGGUUCUGACUGUUUCUACGACACAAAAGAUUUUGAUGACAUUUUGGCAACUGUCUCUUUUCUGAUGGAGAAAAAUUUUCAGGCCAAGUUUUGGUCAACAUACCAAGAAAGAAGUUCCAGCCAUUCCAUUGAAGAUUUGUUGAAAAAGUGGGAACUAAAAGCUAUCCAAAUACCACUGGAGGAUUUUAAUGCAAAUCAUGGGAACAUUGGUGGAUCCAAUCUGUCUGAUUUGCACACUAUUCAAAUGUUGGAGAUAACACAUCAAUAAGCCCUGGCUUAGUCUGUUUUUAAAACUGUUGUCUCUCAAAUCAUCCUCCAGAGGGCAAGAAAGAAUAGGAGCCACAGGAUUUAACAGUUGCAAACUUGCAAAUGGGUUCUAUUGUUCCCAUUUGUCAUAACACAUUUCUUGGUUUACAGACAUGAACCAUAUGUAUAUAAGAACGAUCCUUCGCAGUAAAGCACUAUUUGAGCAAUAGUGGAAAUCAAACCAGACCUGUUUCAUAUGU
Molecule: messenger RNA, 981 nt
Organism: Stylophora pistillata
Lineage: Eukaryota; Metazoa; Cnidaria; Anthozoa; Scleractinia; Pocilloporidae
Product: histone-arginine methyltransferase METTL23
Cellular component (GO): nucleus; cytoplasm
Source: RefSeq, a predicted model, not a curated record